This is a messenger RNA of Musa acuminata subsp. malaccensis (wild Malaysian banana), 1192 nucleotides long. RefSeq names its product transcription repressor MYB5-like. The record is from RefSeq and is a predicted model, not a curated record. NCBI's taxonomy places the organism in Eukaryota, Viridiplantae, Streptophyta, Magnoliopsida, Zingiberales, Musaceae.
GAGAGACAGAUCCAGGAGACACAGCAAAGAGUAGAUAGAGAGAGAUGAGGAAGCCCUCACAGUCAUCAGCUCCAGGCUCGUCGACGAUGGCGGCGAUGGAGGUCGAGGACAAGCAGCGACGAGGGCCGACGCCGUGCUGCGGCAAAGUGGGCCUGAAGAGGGGUCCGUGGACGUCGGAGGAGGACGAGGUGCUGGCGAGCUUCGUGCGGCGGGAGGGGGAGGGGCGGUGGCGGACGCUGCCCAAGCGCGCCGGGCUCCUCCGCUGCGGCAAGAGCUGCCGCCUCCGCUGGAUGAACUACCUCCGUCCCUCCAUCAAGCAUGGUCCCAUCGCCCCCGACGAGGAAGACCUCAUCCUUCGCCUCCACCGCCUCCUCGGCAACAGGUGGUCUUUGAUAGCCGGGAGGAUUCCUGGGCGCACAGAUAACGAGAUCAAGAACUACUGGAACACCCACCUCAGCAAAAAGCUCGUCAGGCAAGGCAUAGAUCCCCGCAACCACAAACCACUGGCCACUUCCGUAGCUGACGCCAUCCACCAGCCUAUUUCACCACAGCUAUACCGUAACCCUAACCCUAGCGCAAUCCCCAGCACCGCUCCCACCCUCCUCCGAGCAGAGGAUACCCAGAAAAAUUUCUCCGACACGCUGAACCUGCAGCAAAAUGACGAUGGUGAUGGAUGGAAGAACAACGAGUGCGCUGUUGAUAAGCCAUUAGACCAAGAAGGAGGCAAAUGUGAUGCCGGCGAAGAUGGAGGGAUAGGGAUAGAGUGUUACACUGAUGACAUCUUCUCCUCCUUCCUUGACUCGUUGAUCAACGACGACAUCUUCCAGCCGCAGCACAAUGACAUAAUCGACGACGAGAACAACAACGACAUCAGCAGAAGCAAUAACAGCGAUGGGAGUAACCAAAGAGUGGUACCUGCAGCAUAUGCCUACACUGCGCCCUCGGUUCCUGCGUAUGAACUCGGAACCUUUUGGGAAGAUGACCUUAUGGCUCAGACUGGUAUAGAGGAAGAUGUCCACGAGCAGUUUGCCGAUCAUGCAGGCAAGUAUUAAUUGGUUAUAGAUUACGAAGCUAUAUAUUUAUGUUGUGUAACUAAGAACUUGAGUAGCAGUUUGGGUUUGAUCAUGAGUAUUACUGCUAGCAAAGAAGAUGAACUCGAGUGAUAUGUUUACUAGAGUUUGUAAUAAUUAAG